AUCAAAGAGACUGAUCGUUCUGGGCAUGCUGUAAUAGUUGGUACCCAGUGUCUAGCAGAACUUUGAUAUUAGAUCGUUAUCAUCUAGUGAUUAGAAGCUCGGUAUGACUAUUUUACGAGUCGACGACGUCUCCAUUGCUUUUACGUCGUUUUUUAUGAAACUCAUAGGAUUUUGGCUUGCUGCCAAUCGCAGUGAACAACGGCUCAGAGACGUCACAUUGUUUUAUACCAUGUUCGCGAUUCUUUUCUCCUUGUGGGUUCAGACUACGGAUUUCUAUCACUCUCGGGAAGAUUUUGGGGCUUGUCUUUAUAAUGCAUGCAACAUUUUGUCGCUGACAGUGCCAAUGUUUAAGAUACUCGUUCUGCUUGUGCACAAAAAGAAAUUCUUUCAUUUAAUCACAUAUUUGGAGCGAAAUUUUCUGCAUGCAAAUUAUGACAAAUACGAAACAUCUGUAUUGGCCAGUUGCAAACGUAAAUGCACCUUCUUCAUUUGUUUCUUUAUUUUCUUAACCGAAGGGACUGUUUUCUCCUACAUUAUCACUCCAGUUAUUGUGAAUAUCGGAAGGAACGAAUCUGAUAGGACACUUCCGUUCAACAUGUGGGUGAAUCUACCAUUAUCCAUAACACCAUAUUAUGAAAUUACUUUCGUUAUACAGGUUUUGUGCGUGUACCAUAUUGGAUUGACUUAUUUUUGCUUCGAUAAUUUCUUAUGUAUCAUGAAUCUACACUUGGCUGGACAGUUUCAAAUACUGCAGUACAGGGUAUCAAACAAAUGUGUUAUAAAAGACCAAGAGAAGUCGAAUUUAAAAUUGGAGAAGAAUUCUUUGAAAUUUAUAAAUGAUUGUUGUGCUACUUUUAAAAGCUAUAUUCGACAGCAUCAAAUACUCAUCGCGUAUUGCGAUCAAAUUGAAGAAAUAUUUAAUCUGAUCGUACUUGUACAAGUAAUCACAUUUAGUUUAUUAAUUUGUCUUGAUGGGUAUCAGAUACUUGUGGCAGAUGUGCCUCACAGAAAAAUUAUCUUCUUCUUCCAUCUGAUGGGUACCGUGUGUCAAUUACUGAUGUUUACGUACAGUUGCGACUGUGUCAUUCAAGAAAGUCGAAAGUUGGCUCGUGCAGUAUACUCUGGACCGUGGCUUCUCUUACCAAUGAAUGAAAAUGUACAAAAAUUGAGGAAAGAUUUGGUAAUGGUCAUUAUGAGAUCUCAUAAACCAUGCUGUCUUACAGCUUGCAAAUUCUUCAUGGUGUCAUUGGAAACCUAUACUAAGGUUUUGACCACUGCAGCAUCAUACUUUACACUACUGCAACAAAGCGAGGAUGUUAAUAGUUCAUAGUAUCGCAUAUUUGUAAAUUUGUGCAUGCUUUGCACAUAAAAUAGUACGUAGGUACUUUCUUCCUCCAAAGUUAUUAGUGCAACAAGUCAUUGUAAAAACGGGGCUGUCAAACAAAAUGAAAACGUCCGUCCAUUAAGAAAAUUUUCACUAUUUUCACUGCCACAAUUAUAUUAUUGAAAGAACAUUUGAUACCUUGAAAAUUCUUCCUCUGCUACGUUACAAGUUAAUCUCACUUUCACAAUA
Molecule: messenger RNA, 1573 nt
Organism: Osmia lignaria (orchard mason bee)
Lineage: Eukaryota; Metazoa; Arthropoda; Insecta; Hymenoptera; Megachilidae
Biological process (GO): detection of chemical stimulus involved in sensory perception of smell; sensory perception of smell
Cellular component (GO): plasma membrane
Molecular function (GO): olfactory receptor activity; odorant binding
Source: RefSeq, a predicted model, not a curated record